Molecule: messenger RNA, 3458 nt
Organism: Acanthopagrus latus (yellowfin seabream)
Lineage: Eukaryota; Metazoa; Chordata; Actinopteri; Spariformes; Sparidae
Gene: oprk1
Product: opioid receptor, kappa 1
Exons: 3
Coding region: 106-1242 (378 amino acids)
Biological process (GO): sensory perception of pain; neuropeptide signaling pathway; G protein-coupled opioid receptor signaling pathway
Cellular component (GO): neuron projection; membrane
Molecular function (GO): neuropeptide binding; dynorphin receptor activity
Source: RefSeq, a predicted model, not a curated record
GAAAAUCCAGCUGUGUCCUCUUUCUUUCUCUCUCUCCUUCCCUCUCUCUCUCUCUCUCUCUCUGUGGAGCGGUCAGUUUUACGCGCGGGCUGCGGGGUCAGCACCAUGGAGAGCGGCGUGGUGCACAUCUACAAGGAGGACAAGUGUCCCUCGGGACAGCCGGAGGAGUGCAUCUCUAACUUCACAUGGCAGCCCGGCUUGUCGGACGUCUUCAACUACACGCCCAACGGCACCUGGGACGCGGAGCCCGAGCCCAUGUCGCCCAUCAUCCCCAUCAUAGUCGCCGUGUACUCCGUGGUGUUUGUGGUGGGCUUGGCGGGCAACUGUUUGGUGAUGUAUGUCAUCAUCAGAUACACCAAGAUGAAAACAGCCACCAACAUCUACAUCUUCAACCUGGCCGUGGCUGACGCUCUCGUCACCACCACUAUGCCCUUUCAGAGCACCGACUACCUGCUCAGCUCCUGGCCGUUCGGCAAGGUGGCGUGCAAAGUCUUCAUCUCCAUCGAUUACUACAACAUGUUCACCAGCAUCUUCACGCUGACCAUGAUGAGUGUCGACCGUUACGUGGCCGUGUGCCAUCCCAUCAAGGCCUUGGACUUUCGCACGCCCGUCAAGGCCAAGAUCAUCAAUGUGAUCAUCUGGGUGCUGUCGUCUGCCGCCGGCGUCCCCGCCAUGAUACUUGGCAGCACCAAGUCCAAUAAUGGGACCACAGAGUGUGCCCUACAGUUCCCUGAACCCUACAUCUACUGGGACACCCUGAUGAAGAUCUGCGUCUUCAUCUUCGCCUUCGUGGCGCCCGUCAUCAUCAUCACCGUCUGCUACACUUUGAUGGUCCUGCGGCUGAAGAGCGUGCGCCUGCUGUCCGGCUCACGCGAGAAGGACCGCAACCUCCGCCGGAUCACUCGGCUCGUGCUGGUGGUGGUCGCGGUCUUCGUGGUGUGCUGGACGCCCAUCCACAUCUUCAUCUUGGUCAAGGCGCUUUCGGGCAACGUGCCCGAGACCACCGCCGUCAUGGCCGCCUACUUCUUCUGCGUGGCGCUGGGCUACACCAACAGCAGCCUCAACCCCAUCCUCUACGCCUUCCUCGACGAGAACUUCAAGAGGUGCUUCAGGGACUUUUGCUGCCCCGGGGCUCAAGGACAUGGAGACUUGCACGGGGUGAGCCGGGUGAGGAGCACCCUGCGGGACCACUCGUGUCCCGCAGAAGGCCGGGUAGACACGAGGCAGGCCAGGAAUGUAUGACUAGCCAUGGACAUGUCCUCCAUGCCCUAUCAGGGCUGGGAGGACUCCAAUGACCUGGGACUGACUCAAAUCACCACUGCCAUCUAAGGAAAGGGAAAGUUGUAUAUAAUCAGCAUGUUGUCAGAGAAUCCAAGAUGUGGUCACUUAGAGGAUGAUCAGACAGUGUUUUACAGUUUUCUUAAUGUCAACAAAUCCCAUGAAGAGACCAAAACCAGCAGUGCCAGUAUAGACAAAAUCGGAUAAAAUAUACCCCCUCACCGAAAUAUAUUAAAAACAUCUGUGAGUCAACAAUCUCAUAUAUGUCAUCCUGCCGCCAGAAAUACUCAAUAGGCUCCAACAAAUACACAAUUUCCUCUUGUUUUCAAGGAUUUAUGAUGAUGAAGACACCAUAUUUUGGAAAACAGAAUAACAUUUCACAACAUGCGACAUUUCAGAAGACACGUUUCAAACACACAACAUUUCAUAAAAUGCAGCAACCUUUUACGAAACAAAGCAUUUCACAGAACCUAACAGUUUUUCUGAAAACACAGCAUCAUUUUAGGAAACACAACAUUUCCCCAGACAUUUUUAAGGGACAGGUCGGGUUUGAAUAUGGUACUUGUCCAUAGUCAGUGUAUUAUAACCUGAAGUGUUUUCACCCUCAAGGCCACCAUAUUUAUGACCUUAGUGAGACUGAAUGGGGAGAAGUCAGACUAACAUGUUGUCGUUUUUGGUCUUUUGUGGGAUUUGUGAACAUUUCGAAAAAGAAAAAAAAGAAAAGAAUAAAAUAGAGUAACAGAGAAUGUAUCCUUUAUCCUUUUAAGGUUAGAUUAGUCUACAUACAGAAGUCCUCUGCCAUCAGCGCCCAGCGAGAUACGAAAUCACAUGAUGGUGAUUCAUGAUGUAUAAAAUCCCUUCUGAAGAAAACUGACGCUUGAUGUAUUAAAAUUCUUAUUCUAAUGUUAUUUUCCCAUGCUGGUGACAUCAAAAGAUGAUAAAUGAUGUGGAAACAAGGCAAACCAGAAGUAUUUUAUCAUGUAGCUCGAUCACAUUUUGCUUGCCUGCAAAUUAACCCAAUAGGCUUUCACGUAAAGGUGAUUAAUGUAGUUCUCAUGUACAUAUUGAAAGAUCAACUGCAUCACUGCAUCAUGUUUUGAACGAUGGCGUUUUAUGUGAAUUGUGCUUUGCUGUAUCGUAAAUCUGUGGAUGGUACGUGUAAAGAGCCUCACUUUAGCUGUAAACCAUGUAGAAUAUAUAUACAACAACGUCUCAGGGAUCAUCCUCUGUAGGACGACGCCGAAUGAAAGCAUUUUUCUCCUCGACAAGAUGGCCGACAAACGUCAUCUGCCGCUUGUUACAGCUGAACUUUGUACUUUAGGAGGCUAUUUUUAUCUGACAGUGAUCGACGCCUUUAAACGUUUCCCUCUGCGACACCACGUCUCAUCGAUUGUUGUAAAUAGUGCCGUCGACCUGGUGUGUUCUCACCUUGUAUGAAACACUAGAACAUGUGAAAAACUGGGCAGAGGGCUCCAAGGCAACAGCUGACAUACUGUUUCUACACAACAGGGCUUUCCGUGGUUUGCGCAAUUUGAUGUUGAUAUAUACUGUAAAUCUCCACCCGAUGUGUUAUAUUUUCAACCUGAUAACUAUGCAUUUUUCAAUUUAUCCUUAUGACAAUUAGGCUUUCCCUCGGCAAAACAAAUAUUUUCUGUGAUUUUUAUUAUUUUUUUUAUUGUAUUGUAGCGUUAUAAGAGGCAUCAAACCAGAAAAGAUUAUUUUUUCUCAUUGUAAAGCUAAACAUUCAUGUAUUUAUCCGUCUAAAUCUGAUAAUGACACAGUAGUUUAUAGCAGAAAAUGUGUAUUUGUGCCUUUGUUUGUGUGCCUUAUCUUUAGCUACUUUGCUUGCUCUAACAGACCAGCAAUUAGCCACUACUUCACAACUUCUGUGAUGGCUCUGAAAAUAUAUCCUGGUGGGCUUAAUGCUGAAUGUUUUUGUGGUGUUAGCCCCACAAAUCCCCCUGUUGGCUUGGUUACAGCACGUGUGUCAUCUUAUACUGAAACUUACUGAAUGGACUUGAUUGUAUUCAUAGACAAACGACCGCCUUAUACAUGUGUAAUGUGCUGCAGCUUUCGACAUUGUAUCUGUUGGAUAUCUUUGCUGUGUCUUUAGGCUUUGAAUGUCAAAAACACGCUUCAACACACGCGCAACUAACAAACAAUAAAGCGGUAAAAUGUGA